AGAUCAAUGGAAGACAAAGUAAUUAAUUAUUUGAUGCAAUUUUGAGAAAACAAGUGAUGCUUAAGAGACUAACUCAAAAAAAAACUUAAACAAAUAUGAUCGAGUAAUGCUUAAAAAAAACUAACCGGCCUAAUGAUAGUCAUGAUACUCCAAUAGAGGAGGCGGUGAGCUACUCCCGCAGCAGAACUCGGCGGCGGCGGAGGCCUUCUUGGUCAUCAUCUCCGCCGUCUCCAACUCGCCAACCCGAUUGGGGAAGGUUGGAGGAUGUGGUCGGGGAAGUCUCGCCGGAAGGACCUUCCCUCGUCGUUGAUUGUCGAUUCCAGUCUUUCGAUCGAAGGGUUGGCCGGUCGCAUCCUUGCUCUGUCGCUGGUCGUCCUCGCCGUGGAUGUUCGAGCCAUCCUCUUCGUCCUCAUCACCGUACACUUCACCGAGGAAUGUGCUGUGGAGUGGUGGAGGGACGUAGUUGAUGCCUUGGAAGUACGCGUUCAUGGCGUACCCUUGGCGUUGAACAGCCACGUUGAGCCGUUCAAGGCAGCCCUCCAUCCCGUCAACUUUGAGGUGGAGCCGGUUGAGGGAGUCGGCGAUGGAGGCAAGGUUGGCCCAGGCCUAGGGUUCGGCUGGGCCAGCGGCAGCGGCAGGGGCAGAUGUCCAUCACCACGAACGGGUACGGGAGGAGGUGAUCGUGGUCGGUGGACGCGGCUUCUGAGGUUUGAUGAUCCGGGACACGAUGUAGAGGAUGAGACGGCCUUCGGGAUUUGCGGAGUGGAUGGUGGGGCGGCCCAUGGCAUCGCGGAUGAGCUCGGUGAUGCCAAUCUCGUUGAGGGUAAGGCCCUCGUUGUUGAGCACCUAGUCCUCUCCGCCAUAAUGGGAGACAUCGUCGCCUUGGAAGGGGAGACCGGCGAUCCACCCAAGCUGUUCCACGGUAAGCUCAAUCGGCGUGGACUUGACGAGGCUGUAGAUGAUGUCGUCCUCACGCCGGAGGUUGGAGUAGAAGGCCCAGAUCAGCACCGGGUUGAUCUCCUUUCGAGCCCGGGAGAUGAACGGCCAAAGGCCAGAUUGAUGAAGCUGCGCGUCUAGGUCGUUGUAGCCCUACAACUCGAGGAAUCGCUCCGAGACGAUUCGCGGGGGAGCCACAACCCGUUUAGAGAAGAAAGUGAGGAAACGGGU
Molecule: messenger RNA, 1167 nt
Organism: Cuscuta campestris
Lineage: Eukaryota; Viridiplantae; Streptophyta; Magnoliopsida; Solanales; Convolvulaceae
Source: the annotation of a GenBank genome assembly